Molecule: messenger RNA, 4145 nt
Organism: Sinocyclocheilus anshuiensis
Lineage: Eukaryota; Metazoa; Chordata; Actinopteri; Cypriniformes; Cyprinidae
Product: insulin receptor substrate 2-B-like
Exons: 2
Coding region: 291-3758 (1155 amino acids)
Biological process (GO): insulin receptor signaling pathway
Cellular component (GO): plasma membrane; cytosol
Molecular function (GO): insulin receptor binding; phosphatidylinositol 3-kinase binding
Source: RefSeq, a predicted model, not a curated record
UCAUGUGUUGUUUGUGCUCGCGCUCCAUAGUGUACACAGGGCGCGAACGGCAGAUUGGUAGCCCGCUAGGAGGAUCUACCGAUAAUAGAUCGGGUAAAUGUGGUCAUGUUGCAGUUGCUGGCAUUGAGUUCGGGGAGCAUUGGCUGGGAUACCUGCUUUUCAUGUGGCGGCCGACAGAAGCUCAACACUGAAAAGACUUAAGUGCGCCGCCUGAGACACAGUUCCCCUCAAACAAACAUGGGGUCUCAGUCUAAAAGCUUGAGGUAAAGUGACCUUAAAUCUCCUAUCUGAUGGCAAAUUUCGAGAACUACCAAGAAGGCAGAGCCGCAAUGUUGAUGCUGGAAACGCAACAGCGGGCAAUCGGGACUAAACCUGCAGCUGCAACGGCGAACGGCGACACUUCUGUCGGGGAACCCCCUUCCGUACUUGAUGUCGGCGGCGCUGCGUUUCAUCAACCGACUGAACAACAUCCACAGCAGCAACAGCACCUGGAAUCGCCGGCGAGGAAAGCAUCCGCGUCCUCUCUUAACCGGGCGCUUGAGGACUCUGCAGCGAGUAGCACACACACUACUACCUCAGCUUGCCCUGCUGUGAACACCGUGUCAGACGACAUUAGGAAGUGUGGCUAUCUGAGAAAGCAGAAACACGGCCAUAAGAGGUUUUUCGUCUUGCGGGCGUCGAGUCAUCUGGGGCCGAGCAGGCUGGAGUACUAUGACAGUGAGAAGAAAUUUCGAAACACUCUGCGCUCAAACGCCGCCGCCUCAGCUGGCGCCUCUCCCCCCAAAAGAGUGAUCUAUCUCUACCAGUGUUUCACUGUGAAUAAAAGGGCGGAUUCUAAGAAUAAGCAUCUCAUUGCUCUGUAUACUAAGGAUGAAUACUUUGCGAUUGUCGCUGAGAAUGAGCAGGAGCAGGAGGAGUGGUACCAGGCGCUCAGUGAGCUCAUGAGUGAGGGCAAGAAAGGCCACCUGGAUGCGGAUGAGAUUGACGAUGGGUACGGUACUGUGACCCCUGGGACUUACUUUAAGGAAGUGUGGCAGGUAAAUGUUAAACCGAAGGGCUUGGGCCAGAUAAAGAAUCUAUCCGGCGUUUAUAGGCUCUGUCUGUCUGCCAAGAGCAUUCACCUGGUGAAGCUGAACUCUGAGACACCUUGCGUGAACUUACAGCUGAUGAACAUCAGACGUUGCGGCCAUUCAGAGAGCUUCUUCUUCAUCGAGGUCGGCCGGUCUUCGUCUAUAGGACCUGGGGAGGUUUGGAUGCAGGUGGAUGAUUCUGUGGUGGCUCAGAACAUGCAUGAGACCAUUCUAGAGACCAUGAAGGCACUGAAGGCAUUUGCCGAGUUCAGGCCCAGAAGCAAAAGCCAGUCUUCUGGCACCAACCCGAUGGGUUUCAUCACCACGCGGCGACACUUGGGCAACCUCCCGCCCAGCCAGACGGGGCUCCAGCGGCGGUCUCGGACCGAAUCUGUGGUGGGCACGCCACCCAGCAGGAAGAGCAGUGGAACAAGUGGCUACCGCUUCCGCACCUCCAGCGAGGGAGAAAGCACAAUGAACCGCCCCUUUCGCUCUGUGACAGGUAGCCUUAUUCAUCUCAACACAGCCCGCGCUAACCUGAGCCGACAGGAAAGUAGCAGUGGGGCAGGGGCCCGCUAUAUUCGUGCCCCGCCAGGCUCCACUUAUCAUACUCGUUCUGCCUCGCUGCCAGUGUCACACUUUCCUUCUACCACCAGUCCGAUCAGCAUGUCCAGCAGCAGCGGCCAUGGCUCUGUGUCAGACACCAUCACUCGCCCCUCCAGCGCGUCCAUUUGUGGUUCCCCGAGUGAUGGAGGUUUUAACUCAUCUGAUGAGUACGGCUCCAGCCCCGGAGACUUCCGGUACUUCAGAGUGCGCAGCAAUACCCCUGACUCCCUGGGAAACACACCACCGAUCCGUGAGGAGCACUGCCUCAAUGACUAUAUGGCUAUGGGCUGGAAUCGUGACGUGUUUGGAACGAGUGCAGCUGAGGCCAUCAAAGAUGAGAGUGCAGAUGAAGAUUCACGAUCGGGGUCUUUAAGGAGGCGGACUCCCUCCUUCUCCAGGCAGGUUGGGGGCGCUAGUGCUGCUGGAGUUGCUGUUCAUCAGAAGAUGACCCAGACCACCUUCUCGCUGGACGAGGCUGUGGCUGAGAGUAGCUCUUGGGGUGGCAGUGUCCAGAUUGUCUCUACCUCCUCCUCCCUCUGCUCUGACUACAGCUCCAGUUCUGAACACAGCCAAGACCGGCCCCCUAGCCUACGGCCUGCAGACGCGCCUAAGGAUGAUGGGUACAUGCCCAUGAUGGCAGGUGUGCUGCCCUCCACUAAUGAUGCAGACUACAUGCCUAUGCAACCAAAUAUCCUCCUCUCUGCCUCUGCACAAGUCCAAAGUGCUGCUUUACAUGUUCCCCAGCACAUGGACUCUCAAGGCUAUAUGAUGAUGCUCCCAGGUAGAAGUGGGGCUACUGACUCUCCCGUCCCAUCCAGCCCUGACAUUAGCAGACGAGCAGAGGGACGAAGAGCCUCGGACCGCCAUGAGAAUGCAGAAUACAUGGAUAUGUCUCAGAGCAGCUCCACAGCUAAUGCUCAAAAGGUCUCUGCUGAGAAUUAUUAUGCCUUGACCACUCCUGGUGUCCCCAAGUCCUACAGUCCAUAUUUCUCCCUCCCUCGCUCAUACAAAGCUCCAUCCAGAGACCAUGCUGAGCAUGACGAUUACGUCCCAAUGAGUUCCCCAGCAAAACCGGUCUACAAUUCACCCACAGCCACCCCAGAUCGUAGUAGCAGGUGCCCACCUCCUGAGUCCUCUCAACAUAAUGGCUUCACAGACCGCCGUGCCGUUCGGCCGAACCGCCUUCCCCUUGGAAGGCGGAGUUUGCACGGCUCUCUGCGAGCAGCAGAAGUGCCAGUGCGUCCUUCCAGCCCUGGAGAAUACAUUAAUAUUGCAUUUGGAGAUCGGCCCACAUAUUCUGCCUGUUCGUUGUCUGCUGAAGGCUCCCCCUCAACCCAAAGCAUUAACCGAGAGCAGCGCAAGUCUCCGCUGCCACAGGAUUACAUGACUGUCGAGAUGGAUGGUCUUCCACCAAAAAGUCGGUCCCCACGGCCCUCCCUGGUGGCCCCCUGGAAUCCUCCUUCAUAUAUCCAGCCCUCCUCAUCCUCCCACUGCAGUGGGCUCACGGUGGGUAAGCCUGACGACUACACGGAAAUGUCUUUUGAGCCCGAGGAGGAGUCCAAGAGCCCUACAGCCAUGCUUGAACACCUGUAUGUUCUGGAGCAACACUUUUUCCCCUUCAGCCCCCCGACUGAGCUUAAGGUUGUCCGUGCUGACCCCCAGGGCAGGCGGAGACACAGCUCGGAGACCUUUGUCACAUCAUCAGGAGCGUCAGGUGGAAGUGGCCCGGACGCCAAUGGCACCGUGCCUGGCAAUAAUGGGGCUCAGCAGGUGGGCCGCAGCAAGGGUCAGAACUUUGACUGUGUUUGGACUGACGGCGUGACAUCUGGCAGUGAGGCAACACAUGGAAACUCCUCAGAUCGAGACAAUUCCCCCUCUGUGAGGUCUGCAAGGACUCUGCCUGUGGAACACCAGAAUGGCCUGAACUACAUCGCCCUAGACCUGAGAGACGAUCUCCGGCCUGGGAACAGUCAUGAUGCGCUUCCCUUGCCAUCCUCCAGCGCUCCUCCCCCAGAGAACGGUGCCUAUGCCAGCAUAGAUUUAAUGACGUCUGAGGGGCUUACAUCGGCAUCUAAAGACUAAGGACUGUCCCAUGAAGCUCCUGCAGAGAUGCCGGAAACCAUGAGAGCCCUAGCACACAACCCUGUGGCACAACAAAAGGAUCCUUUUUGUUUUAAUGGACUUCUAUGCUUGUUUUUAUUUGUUCAUGUGCUGUCUCCAGAGCGAAUCAAUGCGUUCUGUCUUGUAUGAGUUCAGUGCUUUAUUGUGAUUUUAUUCGCUGCAAAAAAAGGGAGGUUCAUCAUAUGAAGACACCAUAAUCCAAAAGUCUUGUUUGGGCAGGUACAUGCUGUUUACAAGCAUCACACGUAUGUACAAAUUGUAUUUAUUUCCCAGAAAGAUUUCAGGUGCAAUUACAGAUUUUAGUGUUUAUGUUUACUGUUUGCUUAACAGAGAGAGCAUAUAUUGGUA